UCUACUCUUAAUCCUCCCUUCUCCUCUCCUGACUCCUCAACCAUCCGCGUCCCCGAGGCCAGCCGCGCUCCUCCUCACCCCGCCCGCCUGCGCGCUCUGAGUGUGUGUGUGCGUGUGUGUGUGUGUGUGUGCGUGUGUGUGUGUGUGUGUGUGUAAAUGUGUGUGUUUGCUGCUGGGAGCGAGUCGAGCAGCGGAAGACACUUUCCCCUCUUCAUCUCCUUCACUCCAACAUGCUCACUGCUUCGGCUGCGGACUGGCUCUAGAUCACACGGUGAAGCAACACAACUCCAUGAGUUUGAUUUGGCCCGUUGACGUCGAGCAGCUCCAGUUAGAGACGCAGCCCAGAGACCCGUGGUGAGCUCGUUGCGCCGCUCUUAGUUCCCAUCAUCCUCUUCCUCCUCCUCCUCUUCCUCUCGCGGCUUGUGGGAACCGGCUCCGCCAUGUUUCCCUUCGCCUGUCCUUCUUCCUUCCUCCUCCUCUUCCUCGCCGUCCUGCUUCCCGCCUGCCAGCCGGAGUCGCAGCGCGUCGACCCGAGCGUCCAGCCGGACCCGCGGACGGCGCUGCCCUCGCCGGCCGCCGCCUCGCUGGCGCCGUCGCUGCCGUACGGGAACAGCUCCGCCUCCGGCGGUCCGGAUAAGUGCAACAAGCAGACGGUUUGCACCGAGGGCAUCCUGCUGCCGGUGUGGGAGCCCAAGCAGCCGGGCCUCGGGUACAAGGUGGCCCGCGCCGUGGUCUACUUCGUCUCCCUGAUGUACAUGUUCCUGGGAGUGUCCAUCAUCGCUGACCGCUUCAUGGCGUCCAUCGAGGUCAUCACCUCUCAGGAGAAGGAGGUGACCAUCACCAUGCCCAACGGGGAAACGUCCGUGGCGACAGUUCGCAUCUGGAACGAAACCGUCUCCAACCUGACGCUCAUGGCUCUGGGCUCCAGCGCUCCGGAGAUCCUGCUGUCGGUGAUCGAGGUGUGCGGUCACAACUUCGAGGCCGGCCAGCUGGGGCCGGGGACCAUCGUCGGCAGCGCCGCCUUCAACAUGUUCGUGAUCAUCGGGAUCUGCGUGUGGGUCAUCCCCAACGGCCAGUCACGCAAAAUCAAACACCUCAGGGUGUUCUUCAUCACCGCCUUCUGGAGCAUCUUCGCCUACAUCUGGCUCUACCUCAUCCUGGCUGUCAUCUCGCCGAGCGUCGUGGAGGUCUGGGAAGCUCUGGUGACGCUGCUCUUCUUCCCCGUCUGUGUCCUCCUGGCUUGGAUCGCCGACCGCCGUCUGCUCUUCUACAAGUACAUGGGCAAGCGUUACCGUGCCGACAAGCGCCAUGGCAUCGUCGUGGAAACCGAGGGGGACCUGACCCCCACCAAAGGCGGCAUGGAGAUGAUCACUGACGGCAAGCUGCCGGGGGGAAGCGCCGUGGUUCCUGCUGAGAACGGCGGGGACGGAGCGGCGGGCGCCACGGCGAACAGCAUCGGCACUGCGGCAGUCGCCAGGGGCAACCUGCCCAACUCCAACAGCGCCACUGUGAACGUGGAGAGCGGCAGGGAGCUGGACGAGAGCCGCAAGGAGGUGAUUCGCAUCCUGAAGGAGCUGAAGCAGAAAUAUCCUGACAAAGAGCUGGACCAGCUGGUGGAGCUGGCCAAUUACUACGCGCUGCUGCACCAGCAGAAGAGCCGCGCCUUCUACCGCAUACAGGCGACCCGGAUGAUGAUCGGAGCCGGAAACGUCCUGAAGAGGCACGCCGCCGACAACGCGCGGCGCGUGGUGGUGGUCGACGAAGUGGAGGCUGAGGAAGACGACCUGGCCGUCUGCAGCCACAUCUCCUUCGAGACGGCCCACAGUCAGUGCAUGGAGAACUGCGGCGUUCUCACGCUGGCCGUGGUCUGCCAAGGCGGUUUGGGGGAGAACACGUUCUACGUGGAUUACAGAACCGAAGACGGUUCGGCCAACGCCGGGUCCGACUACGACUACAGCGAGGGAACGCUGGUGUUCAAACCCGGAGACACUCGGAAAGAGAUCAAGGUCGGCAUCAUCGACGACGACAUUUUCGAGGAAGACGAACACUUCUUCGUCCGCCUGCUCAACCUGAGAGUCGGCGACGCCGAGGGGAUGUUCGAAAGUGACGAGGCGGGCAGCGCGCCCAAAGCCCGGCUGGUCGAGCCCCUGGUCGCCACGGUGACCAUCCUGGACGACGACCACGCCGGCAUCUUCACGUUCAGCGAGCGCCUGGUGCGCGUGAGCGAGAGCGUGGGCACCAUGGAGGUGACGGUGGUGCGAAACUCGGGCGCCAGAGGCACCGUGAUUCUGCCGUACCACACCGAGUCGGGCAGCGCCAUGGCGGGGGAGGACUACGAGGAGGCGCGCGGGGAGCUGGAGUUCACCAACGACCAAACCACUCAGACCCUCCAGGUGAUGAUAAUCGAUGAUGAAGAGUAUGAAAAACAUGAAAACUUCUUCAUCGUUCUGGAGGAGCCGCGCUGGCUGAAGAGAGGGAUCUCAGCUCUGCUGCUGAACCAAGAGGCGGCGGAGGGGCAGCUGAGCACCGAGGAGGAGGAGGCCCGGCGGAUCGCAGAGAUGGGGAAGCCCAUCCUGGGGGAGCACAGCCGCCUGGAGGUUGUGAUCGAGGAGUCCUACGAGUUCAAGAGCACCGUGGACAAGCUGAUCAAGAAGACCAACCUGGCGCUGGUCAUCGGCACUCACUCCUGGAGGGAGCAGUUUGUGGAGGCGGUCACCGUCAGCGCAGGUGAUGGAGACGAUGAGGAGGAAGGGCGAGGGGAGCGGCUCCCGUCCUGCUACGACUACUUCAUGCACUUCCUCACCGUCUUCUGGAAGGUUCUGUUCGCCUGCGUCCCGCCCACAGAGUACUGGAACGGCUGGGCCUGCUUCGUCGUGUCCAUCAGCGUCAUCGGCUUCCUCACCGCCAUCAUCGGUGACCUGGCGUCGCAUUUCGGCUGCACCGUGGGGCUGCAGGACUCUGUGACCGCCGUGGUGUUCGUGGCUCUGGGAACCUCCAUCCCAGACACCUUCGCCAGCAAAGUGGCCGCCGUCCAGGACCAGCACGCCGACGCGUCUGUGGGCAACGUCACCGGCAGCAACGCCGUCAACGUCUUCCUGGGGAUCGGCGUGGCGUGGUCGGUGGCCGCCAUCUACUGGGCCAUCAAGGGGAAGCAGUUCAAGGUGGACCCGGGUUCGCUGGCCUUCUCCGUCACACUCUUCACCAUCUUCGCGUUCAUCUGCAUGGGGGUGCUGCUGUUCCGGCGCCGGCCCUCCAUCGGCGGCGAGCUGGGCGGCCCCAGGGCGUCACGCCUGCUCACCACCAUGCUCUUCUUCGGCCUCUGGCUGCUCUACAUCUUCUUCUCCAGCCUGGAGGCCUACUGCCACAUCAAGGGCUUCUAGUUUCAGGAGAGCGCAGAGGCCGGUCUAACGCGACUCGACGACAGACACGUGUUCAUAUGUAAACAGAUCAUUGGAGGAGAAACUGAGCAGGUGUUAGAGUGAGCUGGGCUGAGACGUCAGGCCCGGCGGGUUCACUGCUGGUCUAAAAGAUGAAACACAUUCCCUCCCGUCUGCAGCGACUUUUAUGUUUUUACGCCGAGGAGGUGGAGAAAAAGAGUCAAAUGUUUACAAAACGCUAAAAUCACACGUGUUUACUACAGCAGGUCCUCCAUGUGCGCUGUAAAUAGACCGGACGCUGAAAACGUUUCAGAGGAGGAAAAAUAGUCCCAAAAUGUGAUUAAUUAGCAGGGAAAUGAGUUUAGACGUGUCUCCUUAGCGCCUAGUCUCUGUCGGAGGACGGUUUUGCAUGCACAAAACACAACCAACCUGUUAAAAGGGAAAUACCCAGAAUCCACCUGUGAUUCUGAGCCGUCUGCUCUGUUAGCAUGCAUGCUAACGGACUCGCCCACUGCUGCAGUAGUAGAACGACUCAACAGUAUUAGUUUACAGCAAAUCUGUCAUUUAGGAACUCAUUCCAGCCAUCAACACGUUCACGUUGAUGCUCGCAUGGCAAAGAUGCCUUAAGGGAUAAAAACUCACAUAAAUGUGGUUUUCAGAUAUAUUUAUUCCAUGGAUAUUGAUAUAUUUAUUCCAUGGAUAUUGAUAUAUUUAGUCCAUGGAUAUUGAUAUAUUUAGUCCAUGGAUAUUGAUAUAUUUAGUCCAUGGAUAUUGAUAUAUUUAUUCCAUGGAUAUUGAUAUAUUUAUUCCAUGGAUAUUGAUAUAUUUAUUCCAUGGAUAUUGAUAUAUUUAUUCCAUGGAUAUUGAUAUAUUUAGUCCAUGGAUAUUGAUAUAUUUAGUCCAUGGAUAUUGAUAUAUUUAUUCCAUGGAUAUUGAUAUAUUUAUUCCAUGGAUAUUGAUAUAUUUAUUCCAUGGAUAUUGAUAUAUUUAGUCCAUGGAUAUUGAUAUAUUUAGUCCAUGGAUAUUGAUAUAUUUAUUCCAUGGAUAUUGAUAUAUUUAUCGAUCCGGUUAUAAAUUUUUGCUUAUUAUUUUUUCUUGAUUUUGGCCGGUUCAGUCUUCCAUCUCUGUCUUUCUGUUGAUGUAGAACUAUUCUGAUGAGAUGAUUUAUUUAUUUUCCUAAAGCUGAGCUGCGCCGCAGAGUCAACAGAGUGCGGCCAUUUUGUGCAAUACACUCCAUGUUGUCCGUUCACGCCUCCUGCUGCAGUGUUUACCGUCUCUCUGUACAUUUCUACACCCAGUCCCUGUGAAGGAGGCUCUGUAAGUGUAAGUAGCAUGUUUACAUGACGGAACCGACAGUCUGGCUGCAGGAGAACUGAGCAGCACCGGUAGGAACCGGUAGGAACCGGUUGGAACAGAUGGAAUGAGCUGUUUGGAACGAGUUAGGACCGGUUGGAACCGGUUUGAACUGGCUGGAACCAGCUGGAACCAGUCGAAACCAGUUCGAAACCAGUUGUAGUUGGUCAGAACCAGUCAGAACUGGUCGGAACUGGUUGGAACCGGUGGGAGCCAGUGUUCCAGACACCUGGAACACACUGGAACCAGAACUGCUCAGUGUUUCCGUGAACUUCUGUACUAACUGUCGGCCCGUUGGGUCUUUGCUGUUCCUUAGAUAGAUGUGGUCACUGCCGCCUCGCCCCUCCCCCACUGUGUUCUGUGUUUCCGUGUUUCUCCGGACAUGCAUGAUGAAUCCGUGUGUUUGUGUGUUAGCAGCAUGGUCUACCCUGAUGGAGACGUUUUAUUUUUUUAUUUUUCUAAGUCAGUCUCCAUUUGCACAGAAACACUGUUUCCUCCGUUCGGCUCAUUCCCCGGUUUGUUUCCGCUGUAAAAUCUCCGUGUCCGUGUUCGUGUACCCCCUCCCCCACCCGUUGCUCCUACCCAGGUCUUGCUCUCCAAUGUGUCUCUGUGUGAACUUGUUUUAUGUGAUAAUUAAAAGAAGAUUUGUCUCUGCCUGAACCUUUGUAGGGAAACUGUACGACGGCGAAUUAGGGCCGUUAUUGAUAGGGAAAAAAAGUAAAUUCAGAAAAAGCUCAAAAAUGUUGAGAUUAACCGUAGAAAUAUUUGUAGAAAAAAACUUGAAGAUUUCCGAGUUUAACAAUUUGAACACAUUUGAGUUUGAAAACUCUAAAUUCUGGUCAAAAAACAAAAGCGUGGAAAUUUUGAGAUUGAAAAAAAAUGUUUCAAAUGCAGAAAAAAUUUCUGAGUUUGAAAAGUCAGGCUUUUAGAAAAAAAAACUUGUCUGCAAAAUUUGGUAGAAAAAAACUAAAAUUUUGAGAUUUAUAUCUCAAAAUUUCUAGAAAAUAGCGUGAAAAAUUUGGUAGAAAAAAAAUCUGACUUUUUGAGAAUAAUCUCAAUAAUAAAUUAAACUUUUCAAACUCUUGUAUUUUCCAGAGAAUAUCUGAGAUUAAUCUGAAAUUUUCACAUUUUUUGAGUGAACAUUCACUCCUUUUUUGCUAUUUGCAAUGGUCCUAAUACACCGUCUUAAAACUGACUGAGUUAUUAUAAUAUAAUGUGAUAGACAUAUACAUUUAGUCAAUAUUCUAAUAAAUUAAUUGAAGUUUUUUGUAUUAAAUGUAACAGAAAAAUUUGAAGAAAAAAAAUCUUGUUUUUGAAAACUUGGCAUGAGAUGUAACGUGUUACUGAAAGAAAACGAAGGUCUUUAAUCACGUGAACUUGACCUUAGUUAAAUAUAGUUUAUUUAUUUUCAAUGUG
Messenger RNA from Gambusia affinis (western mosquitofish), 6146 nucleotides. It is a transcript of the gene slc8a2b, whose product is annotated as solute carrier family 8 member 2b. The coding region runs from base 441 to 3380 and encodes 979 amino acids. Gene Ontology annotation, molecular function: calcium:sodium antiporter activity. The transcript is spliced from 17 exons. Gene Ontology annotation, biological process: sodium ion transmembrane transport; cell communication; calcium ion import across plasma membrane. The record is from RefSeq and is a predicted model, not a curated record. Gene Ontology annotation, cellular component: postsynapse; sarcolemma; axon. Lineage: Eukaryota; Metazoa; Chordata; Actinopteri; Cyprinodontiformes; Poeciliidae.